AUGGCCAGCCUCCUACGUGUUGUGGUGACCAACUGCUCAGCGCCCGUGUUCAGCGGUGUCUCCUGCCUAAAACUGCAGAGCAGCCAAUCGAUCAAAUCUCCAUGCAUCCGCUUUUUUAGGACCCAUCCGUCUCUGGGACGUUGUGCCAGUCCAGGAGUUCCCUACAAACAACUGACAGUUGGCGUUCCAAAAGAAAUAUUCCAAAAUGAACGCCGUGUGGCUCUGAGCCCUGCUGGCGUCCAGGCCCUCAUCAAGCAAGGGUUCAAUGUUGUUGUGGAGUCUGGAGCUGGAGAGCCCUCCAAGUUCUCUGAUGAACAUUACACCCAGGCUGGAGCUUCCAUCAAAGAUGUCAAGGAUGUCCUGGCAUCUGAUGUGUUGGUCAAGGUCCGUGCCCCCACCUUUAACCCUGCCUUGAGCCUCCAUGAGACAGAGCUGAUGAAGGAUGCAGCCACUUUAAUCAGCUUCGUCUACCCAGCUCAAAACCCUGAGCUCAUGGAUAUGCUCUCCCAGAAGAAAGCCACCGUCCUGGCUAUGGACCAAGUCCCCAGAGUAACCAUCGCCCAGGGUUAUGAUGCCCUGAGCUCCAUGGCCAACAUUGCAGGGUACAAGGCAGUUGUGUUGGCAGCUAACAACUUUGGGCGCUUUUUCACUGGACAGAUCACAGCUGCUGGGAAAGUGCCUCCUGCAAAGGUGCUGAUCAUUGGAGGUGGUGUGGCUGGGUUGGCAGCUGCUGGUUCAGCCAGAGCCAUGGGAGCCAUCGUCAGAGGGUUUGACACCAGAGCUGCAGCUUUGGAGCAGUUUAAAUCUCUGGGUGCAGAGCCCCUGGAGGUGGACUUCAAGGAGUCAGGGGAGGGUCAGGGGGGCUACGCCAAGGAAAUGUCCAAAGAGUUCAUUGAGGCUGAGAUGAAGCUGUUUGGCAAACAGUGCCAGGACGUGGACAUCGUCAUCAGUACGGCUCUCAUCCCUGGUAGGAAGGCACCCAUCCUCAUCACCAAACAAAUGGUUGAGAGCAUGAAAGACGGCUCAGUGGUGGUGGACCUGGCUGCUGAGGCCGGAGGAAACAUCGAGACCACCGUACCUGGAGAACUGACGGUCUACAAGGGAGUGACCCACAUUGGCUACACCGACCUGCCCAGCCGUUUGCCAACGCAGUCCAGCACCCUGUACUCCAACAACAUCACCAAGCUGCUGAGGGCCGUCAGUCCAGACAAGGAGAACUUUUUCCUCGACGUCAAGGACGUUUUUGACUACGGAACCAUGGAUCACGUUGUCAGAGGAUCUGUUGUCAUGCAGAAUGGAAAGAACCUGUUCCCGGCGCCUCAGCCUAACAACGUGCCUGUCGCUGCUCCUCCUAAACCUAAGAGUGUUCAGGAACUGGAGGCAGAGAAGGCCGCACAGAUCUCCCCCUUCAGGGCCACCUUCACCACUGCUGGAGCGUACACUGGAGGUAUUGGCACCCUGCUUGGUUUGGGGAUAGCUGCUCCAAACGCUGCCUUCACUCAGAUCGUCACCACCUUUGGUCUGGCUGGUAUCGUGGGCUACCACACCGUCUGGGGGGUGACUCCUGCUCUGCACUCUCCACUGAUGUCCGUCACCAACGCCAUCUCAGGUCUGACGGCUGUGGGUGGUCUGUCCCUGAUGGGAGGCGGCUACACCCCGAACACGACUGCUGAGACCCUGGCCGUCCUCGCCGCCUUUAUCUCCUCGGUCAACAUUGCCGGUGGCUUCCUGGUGACUCAGAAGAUGUUGGACAUGUUUAAGCGUCCCACUGAUCCUCCAGAGCACAACUACCUCUACCUGCUUCCUGGAGGCGUCUUCGUUGGAGGCUACGCUGCUGCUCUGAGUGCUGGUUAUAACAUUGAACAGAUGAUGUACUUGGGCUCAGGUCUGUGCUGCGUCGGUGCCCUGGCUGGUCUAUCUAACCAGAGCACGGCCCGUCUGGGUAACGCUCUGGGCAUGAUGGGAGUCGCUGGAGGGAUCGCUGCCACCCUUGGCUUCCUCAAACCCAAUCCUGAGCUUCUGGCACAAAUGAGCGCAGCCAUGGCUGUAGGUGGCACCGCUGGCCUGGCCAUUGCUAAGAGGAUCCAGAUCACAGACCUGCCGCAGCUGGUGGCUGCCUUCCACAGCCUGGUGGGUCUGGCUGCCGUGCUCACCUGCGUGGCCGAAUACAUGAUCGAGUACCCGCACUUCGCCACUGACCCCGCGGCGAAUCUCACCAAGAUUGUGGCUUACAUUGGCACCUACAUUGGAGGAAUCACUUUCAGCGGCUCUUUGGUGGCAUACGGCAAACUGCAAGGCAUGCUGAACAGCUCGCCCUUGAUGCUGCCUGGUCGUCACGCCCUGAACGCCUCUCUGAUGGCAGCUUGUGUCGGUGGCAUGGUUCCCUACAUGCUGGAUCCCAGCUACACCACAGGCAUCACCUGUCUGGGCUCCGUCUCUGCGCUCUCAGCUGUCAUGGGUGUGACCUUGACUGCUGCUAUUGGAGGCGCCGACAUGCCGGUGGUCAUCACUGUGCUCAACAGUUACUCAGGCUGGGCCCUGUGUGCUGAGGGCUUCCUGCUCAACAACAACCUGCUGACUAUUGUUGGAGCGCUCAUCGGGUCGUCUGGAGCCAUUCUGUCAUACAUCAUGUGUGUGGCCAUGAAUCGUUCACUGGCUAACGUCAUCCUGGGGGGCUACGGUACGUCUUCCACUGGCACAGGAAAGCCCAUGGAGAUCACAGGCACACACACCGAGGUUAACGUGGAUCAGACUGUCGACAUGAUUAAAGAGGCCCAAAGCAUAAUCAUCACUCCAGGUUAUGGACUCUGUGCUGCCAAGGCCCAGUAUCCUAUCGCCGAGUUGGUGAAAACGCUCAAAGAUGCCGGAAGGAGUGUCAGGUUUGGUAUCCACCCAGUGGCUGGUCGUAUGCCUGGUCAGCUCAACGUGCUGUUAGCUGAAGCUGGCGUCCCGUACGAUAUUGUCCUGGAAAUGGAAGAGAUCAAUGAGGACUUCCCAGAGACCGACCUGGUCCUGGUCAUCGGCGCUAACGAUACGGUCAACUCAGCCUCUCAGGAAGAUCCCAACUCCAUCAUUGCUGGAAUGCCGGUGCUGGAGGUGUGGAAGGCCAAGCAGGUGGUUGUGAUGAAACGCUCCCUGGGUGUGGGCUACGCAGCCGUCGACAACCCCAUCUUCUACAAACCCAACACGGCCAUGUUGCUGGGCGACGCCAAGAAGACGUGUGAUGCUCUGCAGGCCAAGGUCCGCGAGGCCCAGAACCAAUAAGACGGCUCUGCGCUCAGCGAGAGGCGUCUACAUCGGGAGUAGCACAUGGAGUGCAGGGUGAAGCCGCUCGGUCAAAAUGAGGCAAAAUUUAAAUUAUUUCCAGCUCUCAGAUCUUCUGACUCCAGAAGGUCAGCAGAGAAGGAAUGAAAUAAAACAAUAACACAACUUUCCUAUCAUCUGUAAAUAAGCAGAGUUCACUGUAAAAAAAACAAAAAAAAGUAAAGGCAUGUACAGUAGAAAUCCAGCCGUACAGAUACAGAUGCUGUAGAUUUUUGUUAGUGCUCCCUGUCAUCAACACACUCAAGUAUGAUUUUAUUCUCCUGUAUUUCAGGAAAGCUCCAUCAGUGUGCAUGUGUUCACUCCUGAACAGCUGUCAGCCGAGUGUUGAUGUUAAACAAUCAGAAACGUAGACACAGUUAGAGCUCAGAGAUGCUAACGCUAACCGCAGAGAUACUUUUAUAGGAAUUAGUGAUUACAGUAAAAUAGUAGGUAAAUGAAGUGGAGUGCUUGUGUUUUUUAAUUAUUUACUUUAAUUUUGAAAUGCCGAGGUGUUUUCUCCUCUCCCUGCACAAGUAACAGGAAAGAAAAGGUUAAAAAAAAACGCAAUGUGGUGUAAACUAUUUCAGUCCUAGUUCAAUGCUGUGUUUUCUAUCCAGGCUAAUUUUUGAUUGAGUGAAUUAACUGUCCCAUGGUUCAAACAGAGAAUGUGAUCAAACAUGAAAAUGCACAGUAAAACUUUGGAAUUAGGGUUAGAUUUUGUUUUUUUAACUCUUGCUGCCUUUUCAUCUGCUUUAAGCUCAAAUCCCCUGUCUGACCCCUGUCUGACUCUCACUUAAUGCAUUAAAUUAAAUCAAGUUUCUUCUGUUUAUCUCGACCACAGACGUGAUAGUUUUCUUAAUGAAUGUGGCUGAUCUACUCCAGUCUGUUUGUUUUCCAUAUUUCGUGUCUUUGAAUGGACAUGAAGGGUAGCUGUGUGUAAAGAGUCUGAUGUCGACUUUGGUGUGAGCUCUAAAAAAAAAAGAAAAUUUAAUGCACCUGUUUGUUUCCCACAUUUCAAAAAAAUGACCAGAAAAUUCUCCGUGAUGAAUUUCUUCAAAAAAUAGUUUAGUAUUGCCAUUUGUCUCUCAAACAAUAGACUUGUGCCUAUUCCAAUGGAAAUGUAUGAGAUGGCACAAACAUUUGGAGAAUACAACAUUCCAUCACGGCUACACAUAAACACAGAUCUGGGUAGUUUUGAUUUACUGGUAGACGAAGAGUCCAACAGUUUCCUCCAUCUUGACUGUACUGUAAGAAGUUAAUCCUGGGACCUGGUUCAGUGACCAUGACAACUCUCCUACCUCUCCAUGAAAAUGACCAAUAAGGUUCCACAGAUCAGACCAAACCCAACUAGAAACGGCAACAGUUGAAAGGAGCAGAUGUUUUUCCACUGUCUCUCUCACACACACACCUGCUGCUGUACUUCUGACCAACACUCUGCUUGUUUUGUGUCACAUGGCUAACCAUUGGACCUCAGUUUGCUGUCGCCGAGUUCACCGUUCAUGACAUGUAACUGUAAAGUUGGGCAACUUCAGUGUCUAGUUUUGAAGAAUACGAAAAUUGAAGAAAUAAAUAAAAUGAAAAGAUCUUUGUAGUUUAUCCAAUUUUUGCCCCAUUUUUUCUUACUAAGGAGAGAAUUUUGUAAAAAAAAAAAAGAAA
Molecule: messenger RNA, 4959 nt
Organism: Cynoglossus semilaevis (tongue sole)
Lineage: Eukaryota; Metazoa; Chordata; Actinopteri; Pleuronectiformes; Cynoglossidae
Gene: nnt
Product: nicotinamide nucleotide transhydrogenase
Exons: 21
Coding region: 1-3264 (1087 amino acids)
Biological process (GO): proton transmembrane transport; NADPH regeneration
Cellular component (GO): mitochondrial inner membrane
Molecular function (GO): oxidoreductase activity; NADP binding
Source: RefSeq, a predicted model, not a curated record